Molecule: messenger RNA, 2766 nt
Organism: Nannospalax galili (Upper Galilee mountains blind mole rat)
Lineage: Eukaryota; Metazoa; Chordata; Mammalia; Rodentia; Spalacidae
Gene: Rnf11
Product: ring finger protein 11
Exons: 3
Coding region: 254-718 (154 amino acids)
Source: RefSeq, a predicted model, not a curated record
CCCCCGCCGCCUCCCCGUAGGCUCCUGCGCGACCCCGGCGCAGCCAGCGGUCUAGCCUCGCGCCCCCCGUCCCGGGGGCUGGCAUGAGCAGCCCCUCGGCGGUGCCGGGGCUCGGGAGAGCCGCCGCCUGAGCCCCGGGCCUGCCUGCCGCCCACCCCGCGUCGCCCAGGGGAGGCUGACCGCGGAGCGUGCGAGCGACCCGGUCACGGCUUUCUUCCUCCCCCAGAUCACACACACAUCCCAGCCCCGGAAGAUGGGGAACUGCCUCAAAUCCCCAACCUCGGAUGACAUCUCCCUGCUUCACGAGUCUCAGUCCGACCGGGCUAGCUUUGGCGAAGGGACGGAGCCAGAUCAGGAGCCGCCGCCGCCAUAUCAGGAACAAGUUCCAGUUCCAGUCUAUCAUCCAACGCCCAGCCAGACUCGGCUAGCAACUCAGCUGACUGAAGAGGAACAGAUUAGAAUAGCUCAGAGAAUAGGCCUUAUACAGCAUCUGCCUAAAGGAGUCUAUGACCCUGGGAGAGAUGGGUCAGAAAAGAAGAUCCGAGAGUGUGUGAUCUGUAUGAUGGACUUUGUUUAUGGGGACCCAAUUCGAUUUCUGCCGUGCAUGCACAUCUAUCACCUGGACUGUAUAGAUGACUGGUUGAUGAGAUCCUUCACGUGCCCCUCCUGCAUGGAGCCAGUUGAUGCAGCACUGCUUUCAUCCUAUGAGACUAACUGAGCCAGGGUCUCUUGUCUGACUUCAAGUGAACCAUCAAUUUUGGUGGUUUUGAUCUUUUGUCAAUGAGCCCAAAGAGCCAGGGAUUAGGAAUUAAGAUCAUGCACAAAAGUUUCCUAAAAAUUCCUGGAUGGCUGCAGAUGUUGAGGAAAGUACGUGAUAUUUUAGAAACCCAGUGGGGAAAGUAAGAUGGUAUUUUUAUGUAAAACCUUGACCCAGUGUUUAAAAACAUAAUUGUAUUUAGAUCUUGUUAUUGCUCCAGUACAUAGGAAUUGUGUAAAGUGUUACAGCAGCUGUAUGUGUUUAAAUUGUGUGUGUUGAAGAUUAGGAAAAAGAUAGUUGUUAUUUUUCCUAAAUGAGAUAAGUUUCUCCCUUCCACCCAAAUUCUUUUCUGAAGUUACUGGCAUUUGGGUCAAGGUUUUAUUAAAAGCUACAUUUUAUAACACUGGCACAAAAAAAAAACGUAGUUUUAAGCUUGUUUGCACAGUUCUUUUUUUCCAUUGGAAAUGGAAUUCAUUGCCUUAGGUCUCUUUAAAUAGUGUAUUAUUAUCGUUGGGGCUGGCUCUGUGCUUGAAAACCAGUUUAUUUAUAACCUGUUGUAAGUGCUGUAUUCUGUUUGCAGUUAGGAAAUGCAGAAUUCAAAGUGAUCUCCUAGCUUGUAAGCAAACUGAGAUGCACUAUCCCUUUUCUAUUAAAAAUGAGUUGAUGUGUCAAGAAACCAACUCUAGCAAAGUGGGUUUAAUAUUAAACCUUUCCUGUGUGUCUUAUCUUAUUGUGUUGGUUAUUAUGAUGAUAAUUGAAAGUCAAGGUGAAAUUUAAAUAUUAAGAUUUCCGAUUUAUUGAGCUUGAAUUAUGCCACCGUGCUUCUAUAAAAAUGAAGGCGGCACCAGGGUGAAACUUAACAAGAAAUAGAUUCUCAGUUGUGACAAUUUUGAUUCUCUUUCCUGUGACCUCUUUCCAUGUUGUCUGGAACCAUAGCAAAAGGAUACUGCAUCUCUUGUUACUGUAGUGCUGAGGUUAUUGAAGUUACAUAAACACAUCUCAGUCUCUGUUUCUUAGAAAGAUAUCUGUUCAGUCCAGCUAGGUGACUGACAAAAAUAAAGGUAAAUGUGUUUCGUGUUUUGCACACAAAUGCAGCAGAAUUUGUAUAACCAUGCAACUCAUAAUUGUGAUCUCAAAAAAAGGAAUUUCUCCUUUACUUUUUCUUGCAAUUAAUGUAAGAACACUCUAAAUCUCUAAACUUCUGAAAUGUUAGAGGUAGAGAUGGUCUAGUAAAAAUGUAGUCAUGUUUUAUCCACUUAGCAUGUGUUUAUUUUUCCUUAUGUUCCCAAGGUGAUUUGUUUACUUUACUGAUAUCAUAGCUAAAAAUCAUUAGCAGUAGGAGAAGCUCUCUCCACCUAACAAAUCAGAAAUGGUUCUUACUUUAUAUUGAGUUGAACAUUUGACUCAACACUUUUCUACAUUCAAAACAAGUUUCUUGAAGGUUCUUCAUAAUUGCAUUAUAGAAGAAAUUACCAUAUCAUACUUAAUUUGACAUUCAACCUAAGUAUUCAUGUGUUGCUUAAUUUCCUGAUGAGCCCUAUAAAGGAAAGACUUAAAGAUGAAAUUGAAAAAAAAAUUGAAAUUAAGUUAUCAGGUUCUAUUAAAUUGUUAUGUAUACCUUGCUUAAUUUCUGUUCAUUAAUUUAUAUCCACCCAAUAAUACAAAGUAAAUUUGGAGGAAACAGCUGGCUAUGCAAUAUUUUCAGUGGUAAUUCUUUUUUUCCUUUGUUUUUUCUUCUGAAACGUGAUUUCUGUGUGAUCCAGUAUAGUCGAACUAUUUUUUAGAUUUUCAAAAUUAGUAAACUUUUUUCCUAGUCAUCUUUCAUGUUCCAGUUCAACUUUAGUACAAAAACUUUUUUCUCAGAAGUUUGAUAAUGUUGAAGGAACCAGUAUUGAACGUAAUGCUUUUGAGGAGUACUUUGUAUUCUCUAACUUUGUUCUGCACACACUGUAUUAAGAACCAUCAAUUUGGCUUCUACUAAAUUGUUAAAUAAAGAUAUAAUAUAGCUA